Odocoileus virginianus texanus is the source of this 3911-nucleotide messenger RNA. It is a transcript of the gene TDRD5, whose product is annotated as tudor domain containing 5. The record is from RefSeq and is a predicted model, not a curated record. Gene Ontology annotation, biological process: germ cell development. Lineage: Eukaryota; Metazoa; Chordata; Mammalia; Artiodactyla; Cervidae.
GGCCGGCAGGGUCGGGCCGAUGAAGGGUGCUCCGCCUGCCUCCUGCCCGCCUACCUCUUUUCCUCAGGGCCAUGGGCAGUCCCCUUGAGAGUCUUUGGGGGGUAGGGUGGGGAGAGGUGAACAUCCCGCGCCCAAGCCGAGCGCAGUUGGUACAGGGCGGGCAACGACAAGGUGGUAGACUUGGAAGACGACGCGGGGAGCCUCUCCGGUGCAAUGUCUGAACAAGAGCGUAUACAGCAAUGCCUGAGGAAGGAAAUAAGGUCACUUCUCAUUUCCACCAAAGAUGGUUUGACCCCAGAGCAGUUGGAAAAGGAGUACCUUUUGAUGGUUGGCAACCAUUUACCGCUCAGAAUCCUUGGGUACCGGUCCACUAUGGAGCUGGUGUUGGAUAUGCCUGAUGUUGUCAGUGUCUGCCCCUGUGGGGAUGGUACUGUAAUACUGAAAGCCAUCCCAGAUGAGUCCACCAAAGGAAUAGCAAAUUUAGUUGCAAAACAGAAGAGCAACCAUAAGGUUCGAAACUCCGUGCAGAAGGGAAGGGCCAGUGUUUGCUCUGGUCCCAGCUCUCACCGGCGAGUACCUUACCGAGGAAAGGUGCCCCCUAUUCUUCCAGCUGUUGUGAAGAGUGAAUUGAAAGACCUCUUGGCGUUAUCUCCUGUUCUCCUUUCUGAUUUUGAAAAGGCGUUUGCCAAUCGAUUUGGACGAUCAUUCCAGUAUGUGCAGUAUGGCUUCCUUUCUAUGUUUGAAGUGCUGAAUGCCGCUUCAGAUGUUAUUUCUGUGGAGCAGACCAGAGCAGGUUCUUUGUUGACGCUGAAGAAGAGUGUAUCAGAGGAAAAGCAGAGAGGAUGGCCUGCAGGUAAGAUUUUCACCCAGCCUUUUAGAAUGGAGCAACAAGGGUCAUGUCCCACAGGCUUCCCAGUAGCAAAGACAUGCUCUUCACAACCCACUUCAAACAUAGAACCACCGAAGCAAAUACUGGGCAUGGAAAGGAAUUCUAGAUCAAAUGUAAUGCAGACUUCAAGGCUGAAUCACAGUGAAAAAUUAAACCAGUUGGAGAAUACCUUCAAAUCAGUUAUUGCACAGAUUGGACCUGGAGGGACUAUUAAUCCAGAACUAAAACAUAAGAUAAAAUUUGUUGUAUCCAAGUUUCCAGAGGGUUUGCUUAUUUCUAAACUGCUAAGAGAGUUUGAGUUAAUUUUUAAAGAGCAACUUUCACCCAAAAAACUGGGCUUCUUAAAUGUAAUAGAGCUUGUUGGAGCACUUAGUGACAUUCUCCAUGUUGAGUUCAGGGAAGGAGAACAAGACUUGCUGGUGUUUGAUGCUGAUAUGAAGCCUCUAGCAUCUGAUGGAGCUGUGUCAUCAGUCAGAAAUUCAUGUGUAGUUCAAUCAGAUAAGAAAAUAGAAGCCAAAGCUUGUGUGUCCAGUCCCCCUAGAAAUUCACUGUCUACUGUUGUUAUCAAGGAAACUACUUGGGAUUGCCCUUCAAAAAGCCAUAAGGAACCAGAACAGAAGAUUUUCAAGAAGCCUAAUCUGGUGGUAAAACCUUUGCAGCUGCAAAUAGAAAUUAACAAAUCCCAGCUCAACUUGGCAGUGGCAAAUCAUGACAUCCCACCAGAUGCUGUGCAGGACAAGAAGUUAUGCAGACUGCCCCCAUUAGAUACCAGUACCCUCGUGGGUGUCUUUGUGGAGUAUAUAAUCUCUCCUAGUCAAUUCUACAUCCGAAUCUACAGCAGGGAUUCAUCAGAGUUACUUGAGGACAUGAUGAUUGAAAUGAGGCGCUGUUAUUCUAAUCAGUUGGUUUCUGAUCGCUAUGCCAUGGAAGAGUGUUUUAUCCAGCCAGGACAUCUCUGUUGUGUAAGGAUUUCCGAGGAUAAGUGGUGGUAUCGGGUCAUUAUCCAUCGAAUUCUCGGGAAACAGGAAGUUGAAGUGUUCUAUCCAGAUUUUGGAAACAUUGGAACUGUUCAGAAGUCUUCCCUGAGGUUCCUCAAGUGCUGCUACACCAAGCUCCCUGCUCAGGCCAUCCCUUGCUCUUUGGCCUGGGUGAGACCAGUAGAGGAACAUUGGACACCCAGAGCUAUUUUGCAGUUCCAGAAGUUGUGUGGUUUGAAGCCAUUAGUAGGGGUAGUGGAUGAAUAUGUAGAUGGGAUCCUGAACAUUUUCCUGUGUGAUACGUCCUCAAAUGAAGAUGUCUAUUUCCACCAUGUUUUGAGGACAGAGGGUCAUGCUAUUGUAUGCCGAGAAAAUGUCCCUUCUAAGGGUUUCAGAGACCUCAACCCUUUAGCUUUAUACACUAAAUCCAGUGUGAGGCCUGAGGACAUUGUCCUGAAAGAGCUGGGCUAUUCUUCCCAGCACUAUUUUAACGAAGACCGAGAGAUCAGUCCACAAUCAAAAGAGAGUGACUUAUAUACCCUGCAAGAUAUUAAGGAUGAAAAGACUUUCAGUCACCUUAGAUCAGUCACCUCAGAGGAGCCAUUAAAGGAUUCUAAGUUAAAUUCUUUGAAAAUACAAGAUAAGAGCUCUGAAGAAGAUCCAAAGUGGUCCAUCCCAGAGCUAAAGGAUCUGAAAGAAGAAAAUGAGGAUGAUAUCCCCACUGGAAUGCCUUGCCUGGAGUCAGUAACCAUAGGUGAUGAUAUUUGGGAUGAGAACUGGUUACCUUUGCAGGCUAAAAUGGGAAAAGAAAGUGAUGCUGCCUCUCACUUAUUUACCUCAAGCCUUGGUGGAAAGAAACCAUAUUCAUCAUGUAAAGAAUUGCCACAGAAGGAUUGGUGUUUUUCUACACCCAAAGAUAUAUGGGAUGAUUCAUGGCAGCCUUCAGGCCUUGUGAACGGAAUGAAAGAAGUUCAAAUACGAGAAGGACUGGGUGCUCAAGAAAAAUAUUUUGACACAACCAGGAUUCAAAAGCAACCAAAUGUAGAGAGUGCCUCAGAUUCUCCCGUGUUGCCCAAACUGGAGGAGUUCUACAUCUCUCUUAUCCAGUCACAGCAGUCAGCAGAAAGCGGCCAGUUUGAGCCUAGCAUCAUUCAGACUCCACCAAAGCAAAUUCAGCUGUCCUCAACUCCUGCAUUGGUCAAUUCUGGGUCAGUGGAAGGCUCCCCAGAGAGCCUAGAGAAUGAAGAUUUUUCUCGUAGCUCUGCUAUUACAGUGUUCAAAGAUACACGUCAGGGAGCCGUGGACCAGCUCUCUUUGAUUUUGUCUCCCGAGCACCAGAUUUCCCAGAAGCUCUACAUUCCUCGAAGCACAGCCACUGCUGCCUUAGGAGCUGCUGCGAGGCUCGCCACGUCCAAGAGCCUCCUGCACUGGUACCCAAGUGUGAAGAAGGUGGAGACUUGAGGGCAGUGGGGAGGGAAAAGUCAACCAGAGGCUUAGGGCGUGGUGACUUCCCAAGCCAAACCAAGAAGCAGGUAUUGAGACAAAAGCCGUAUUUUGUUGACAAAGUUUCUAGACAAAGUUUAUGCCUUUAUCUUUCUGUGAAACCCUUUGUUAGAUUUAUUAUGCUCACAGUCCCCUUUGUUGUUUAAGUAUUGAUUUCUAACAUUCAUUAUCAUUUUCAUGGAUGAUGUUUAUUUUUCUCAGAGUUUUGUUCACCUUUGUUCAAUGUAGAAGUUUAAAGGACUUUUUAGUUUCUAUGUUUCUAUAAAUGUUUUUCUUGUAUAUAUCAUGACUGAUAAAUGUAAGCUGAAAAACUGUUUUGUGAUCCAUAUUUAGUUAGAAAAAAAUUGUCGCAGCUCUGUCUCCAGAAAGAGGAUAUCUGACUUUUAAGGCUGCUUUUCCUCAUUUGAAAACUUCUAUACCAUAGAAGUAAUCUACGGCUCCAAUCUUUGCCGUCAUUAAUUCUUUGAAAUACUAGGAUCACUAAAAAAAUCCACACCAUGAAUCUUUGGUCAUGUGAACCCUUUUACAUUAAAAAAAAAAAA